This is a messenger RNA of Nezara viridula (southern green stink bug), 1056 nucleotides long. Lineage: Eukaryota; Metazoa; Arthropoda; Insecta; Hemiptera; Pentatomidae. The record is from the annotation of a GenBank genome assembly.
AGGUGAUGUUUUGAUCGUAUGACCAGUAAUGGUGUGUACUUAGCUUGCUGAUGUUCAGAGAUUUAUUUAAAUAUUAUAAAAGUAAAGCACCACCGCCAGAUCUGUCAUCAGUAUUACAUAUUGAUGAUGAGUCGGAAAAUAUUAUAAAGAAACAACCUUUACCAUGUUCAAAUGAAUUGGAAAAUCAACUACAGAGUUUAGGUCUAGUACCCUCAUUAAACUGGAAGUUAUAUGGACAUGCAGAGCAUGCUGGUCUUUUCAUUCUCAAGAAUCCUUUUACUGACGAUGGUGCAUAUUCAUGGAUAAAAAGGUGUCUAUCCGAAUAUCCUAGCCAUCCAAACAAAUGUAACCUGCAUAGCCAUAAUCUUCUUUUUCCUAAUGAAAAUUGGUGGGAUGUUUGUCACAAAGAUGCUGAGAGAGGCCUGUUACUAUUUGAUAAAUUAAGAUGGGUUACAUUUGGGUACCACCAUGAUUGGGAUAGUAAGGUUUAUUCUGAUUCUAAUAAAAGUGAAUUCCCAAAAGAGUUGGCUUGCCUAAUCAGUUGCUUAGGACAGGCAAUCGGAGGAUGGGAUGUGAGAGCUGAAGCUGGAAUUCUUAAUAUCUAUCACAUGAACUCAACACUUUCAGGACAUACAGAUCGGUCUGAGCCAAAUCAUACUGCACCACUUUUUUCAAUCAGUUUUGGACAGAGAGCUAUUUUCCUUAUUGGCGGAAGGAAAUUAGAAGAUAAAGCUACACCUAUAAUGCUAGAAAAUGGCGAUAUACUCAUCAUGUCAGGUGAAAGUCGACUUUGCUAUCAUGGUGUGCCAAGAAUUAUACCAACUCCUUGGCCGAAAGGAGACGAAUACAUACAGUUUUUGAGUAGAGCUAGAAUUAAUUUGAAUAUUCGGCAAGUACUAAAUGUUGACCAAACCACUCUGUGACUAUUCUUAAUGCCUUUAAAGUCUGGAAAAGAAAAAUAUAUCUACAUAUAUUUAAAGCAGUUUCUUAUUACAUCGAGAUAGUUUAAUAUGCUAUUAUGUUGUAAUGUAUUUAAUAAAAGUAAAAUAUUUAUUA